UCAAUGGUGGGUAGUCAAGUACACGGUUGAGAAACAUUAGUGUAGUAACCCCGGGAAGGCAACCCCGAAGGCGGCUGGCUAAAUUCUCAGCUUGGAGUUUACAGCCCAGGUUGGAUGAUGGUUGCCGGGGCGCCUGACGCUAAAAAUACAAACAUAAUGGGCGCAGGUUGCUACCAACUGCUAGUUAGCUAUCAUUAGCUGCUAACAUUAGCUAGAUACGUUAGCACGUUAGCAAGUAGCGAUAAGUUCAACAUAAACAGCGCAGCUAGAGGAAAAGACCAGUACCGAAGGAGUUGGGAUUCAGUCACCAUGAAGAAAUCAUCUUAACAAUGGACGUUUAGAGAGAUCGGAUCGUUUUCCCAAAGGUGAAUGGGAGAGAUGAGGAGCAACAAGAGGAAUGAUGUAUCUCUUAAAAGCUCUUCACAGCAGCUUACUGGCCAGGACACUGGCAAAGAGCUGACAACUGCAUGGAAAGGUUUGGCUCAGUCAAAGGCUGCUUUGCGGCACAUAGAAAACCGUCUGGAGGCAGCUCCAGGGACAGGGGUUCUCCUGGAUUCUGUCAUGGACUGCAAGAAGAGUUCCUCCAGGAAGGUCAGCCGUAGAGAUGGACGACGAGUGGAUGAUAUGGGAGGGUCCUCCAAGCUAAGGGGUCAGAGUCACCAAAGCCCAGAGAAGAGCAGUUCUCGCAGUCCAUUGAGAAACACCACACAGGACAGUAAUGUCCGUAGGAGCAACAACGUGGAGUUCACAGAGCCACUGGCCUCCUACAGGGAGGCUGCCACUCCACUACUGCCCCCCUCUCAGCUAGAGGCCUACAGCCUGCAGCAGCCUGGGUGUUUGUACCCACCCUCGCCGCCUGCCUCAGAUCCUCUCCUCAGUCAGCUGGUCUACCAGAGAGAUACCAGAGACAAACAGACAGACAGGGACCUGGACAGCACACACUCCUCGGCUCUGGAGAGUACCGAGGUCCGCUACCUCAAUGAUCUGCCAGUCCUGGACACUCUGAAGACAGUCACACAGUCACAUCCUGCAGCACGAGCCUCUUCCAUGGAUGGGGCUGGGGAGGACAGCACGCCCAAAGCACAGCUUACCCAGAGCAUGGAGAGCGAAACAUCUAGCCCAUCCAUAGCUCCAGCCCCAGGAUCUGCCGGCCGAGGGGAGAGCUCUGUCUCCACCAGCCCCGGCUCUGCAUCCCAGCGCCUAGAGAAUCUUCGGCGACGCCAGCCUGAUGAUAAGCUGGAGAAGCUUAAAGAGCGUAUUCGCCGGCAGAGACAACAUCUGGAGGAGGCUGCAGAGAGAGACAGGCUGCUGGGUUUCUUGGAACAACCCUUAGUAGGAACUGUAGGGAGUAACAGUACCGGUACUACCGCCAUGCCCACAGCUAAAGUACGGAAAGUGGCAGCUGCACCACCUGCACCUAUUUACAAAGGCUUCAACAGUAGUGAGACAAAGAUCCAGACCCCUGAUGGGAAGAUUUGGAAAGAGGAGGAGUUUCAUAACCUCAGCAGAGAAAUCUACAGAGACCUGUCUUGGCAGCUUGCUGAGAGCUCCAGAUCCAGGCAUCAACAGCACAGGGAACAGAGGCCAGCAGACAGGUCCAAAGAGAGGAGGCCUGUCAAACCAAUCAGGAAGGUCCACAAAGCUGCCCCUGCCUCUGACCCAAAUGCAAAACCAGUGAUCAGCCCUGCGUCAUGGCGGGAGGGUCAGAAGCUGGUGAAGAUGGUACUGGGUCCGGUUCCCAGGCUUCCGCGGGAGGACGGGCCCCAACCAGCUGGCAGACAGAACAAGACAGGUCCACCUCACCGUUCCAGUUCAGACCCACGGUCAGACUCCACCCGGCAGUCCCGCCCGAACAGCACAGAGAGGCCCCACAGCGGUACCCGGGGACGGUCCAGUACCCGCUUUUCCACCACACCCAUUCCCUCAGCUGAAGCUCAGGAUAAGGCCCCAGUGGCUGCAGGCUCAGAACUGUUGUCAGCAGACAUCAGGGGUAUACUGGAUGACCUGCAGCUAGAGUGCAGAGCUGCUGAGAAGGAGGAUAGGGCCCGACAGAGGUCACGGGGAGGGGACGCUGGUAGAAGAGGGAGAGGGGGCUCAGGGUCACGAACAAGGGCCUCAGUCUCUACCUGGGGGGCUACCACUGCAACAGGUAGCUCUGGAAGAGCCUGCCGCAGUGCCAGCCCUGCCAAAUGCCAACCAGAGCCCACCAGCGCUGCUGAGACAGGACAGAAGAAGCGCCACUAUGACCCUGAAACAGUUCGCCUCUAUAUUGCCCGGCAACAGGAAGAGAGGAAGAGGCAUCAAGUGGAGGAGAAGAGGGCACGAAGAGAGGAGGUGGAGAGGAGAAACCAGAGAUUGCAGGAGCUGUACAGGAAACAGAGAGGAGUAGCUAAAGGAGCAGCUAAAGGAGCGGGCCUUGACACGGAUGCCCCUGUGGCUCCUGUGGUCCCUGUGCAGAGAAGACUACAGGAGACCUACACCAAACUGCUGCUGGAGGAGGCCCAGCUGGGGGAGGAGGCUACACACACACAACCUGCUGCAGUUCCUCCCUCUAUCCAACAAUGGAGACCAAUGUACCAGCCCUCAGGAGAGUCAGACAAGGAGAACAAAAGACUAGAGCCCCCAAGGAGUCCCUCAAGCAGUGAUAUGUCUUUGUCUGAACAGUCAGCCCCUCCACUAUCCAGGAAUGAUCUGGGCGUGGGAGUUGACCGCCUGAACCCAGCAGUCAGACCUGCCGCUGUCACUGACAGCAGUGCUCUGGCACCACCUGGUGACCAUCUCCUCUCUCAGCUCCUAAGGCUGGAGUCUGUGGUGGCUGCAGGGGAAUGCAACCACUCUCAGCAGCCCACCACAGCACCUCACAACAAAUCACGGACAAAGAUGUCCCGCAUCGAGGCCCUGAAGGCCACAGCCGCAUCCCUCUCCAACCGUAUAGAGACUGAGGCACGGAAACUGGCAGGGGAGGGAAUCAACUAUGAUACUGCUAUGGAUAUGGAUGAUAUUUUGGCUCAUCAGUCAACACAGAUAAACCUUGAUGAUGGGCACUGGGCCAGUGCAGUCGACCCUGUCAGGGAAAUGGCCAUAGGUUCCACUACAGAAGGUAAUGACUUGAAUUUGAGGAUCCAGAGGAUUUUGAGUAGUGCAGGUCAGAGUUCAUACGACGGUGCAGCCUUACCGGGUGUAGGCAAUCUACAUGCCUCAAGGAGGCAGACACAAAAGAACGGCACACAGGCCAGCCCCAACAAGCCACAAACUGCUUCUGCUGCUGGAACAGACCACAUCCUCAACAGUUACACACCAGAAGGAAGGAAGAUGGGCAAUGGCCUGGAGAGGAUAGAGAGAAUGGACAAAAUGGCACAGAGGAGAUGGUAUGGAGGUAUGGAGGAGAAGGAUGAGACUAAGAUGCACAGAAUGAGGACAGAUCAUCAUGACUCAAGUGGAGGCUCCAUCAGUGAGGGUCUGCUGAGUGAUGGGAGUCUGUCUGAGGAUGAUACAAGUCUUCCUCGUCCCUCUCUCAAUCACAUACCUAGACCAGCAGAUUGCUUGGGUGCUGUGGACUACUGUGCAGGCCAGAAAGGGGAAUACCAGCGCCUGACCCAGUUCCAGAGGGAGGCAGAGAAGUACUCGGCACUUACCUCCCCCUUUGCUCAGCGGGAUGGCAGCAAAGCAGCCUGGGAAGAGCUCAGCAAAGGAAGCCCUCUCAGCGUCAUCAACAUUUUCACCAAGAACCUUCAUGGCCAUGUUAAAGUGGCUGAAGACAAAUCAGAGAGGAACUCUCCUUCUGUCCAUUCUGUCCAAUCGGGUGCUUUCCCGGGAGAUGCUGCAGUCUAUGAAGAUGACUUUGUGUCGUCCCGAAGCAGUGGAGCUAGUGGCCAGUCGAAGCGAGUGUACAAUGGGCACAGUGUGAACAAUCAUUUUGAGGAGCUGAUGAGGAGGUCUCCAUAUCAGCAAAGGACAGGAGACAUCAACUCCCACCAUUCAUCCGUCCACUCAUCUAUUCAUUCACCUCAGCUUUCCUCUGGGUCCCCAUCUGGCGUCUCACCUCUUUCCAAGGGCUCAACUGGAAAGAGAGGUACACCAUCAGAUCGAAGUGAUGCCACUCUGGUGGAGGAACGUAGUAGCCCGUGCUCACCCCCCUCAGAUGCUCCAUCUGCUGAUUUCAGGAGGAGGGGCUCAGAGAAGAGCUCUGCCCACAGUCAGGACAAGAGUGUCCACUCUGAUGGCACACUAGAGGGAGCUUCAGGACAUUCUCUCCGAAGCUUGGGGCAGGACAGUAAGAAGUCUCCAGUGGGCAGAUCUGGCCUGGCUUCUCACUCUGACUCUCCAGGCUCUGGGUGUCCACCAGGAACAGACUCUCCCAGUGAUUCUUUGGUGGGGGCAGACAACCUGAACACAGGGCUGGGUAUGGGCACUGGAUCCUCUGCAAAACACACUGCAGCACGCAGUGGUAGAACAGAGACCAAAACAACAGGCGAGCUGCAGUACGCCCCUGGUGUCUUGCAGCAGCGUAUGUCAGCAGAGCUCAACUACCUGGAGUCCAUAGAGGAGUCAGUCCGACAGCUGGGGGAUGUAGAGAGGCUGAGGGGUGUGUCCAUGGCUCAACAGGAGAGUGUGUCCCUAGCCCAGAUACUUAAGGCCCAGCAACAGCGCCAUGAGCAUGACUUGUACGAGCUGAAGAUCAAGGCUGAGAGGGAAGCUCUGGAGGCACAGCUACAGCUGGAGGAGAGCAGGCAGAGAGUAGCCAGGGCCCAUGUGGAGCUGCAGGAAAGCAUGGCAGUGACCCAAAAAGAGACUUUGGGUGGCCUCCAAGAAGCCACCACUAAGAUGAUGAGUCAACAGGCUGAGGCAGCACGGUAUACAGCCGACACUGCCCGACACAUUAAGGAGAUGACAGAGUUAGCACAGUCCCACAUAGCUGGGGCAUUGAGUGUCCCUGCUGCUGCUGCUCCCAUCACCACCCUGCAGGACCAGCAGAAAGAACAGUACAGCUCCCUAAUGAAGCAGUUGAAGGCCAAAGCUGACACUGACAGCUCCAGGAGUGAGGUGUCAAGCACAAGGACCAGGCCAGAGGAACGCUUGUCUCCCCUGGACAGCUUCAUUUACUCUGACUCCUUGCCCUCCAAGAGACCCAACAUCAGUGGAGGUGACAGCAGCAGCCACUUGAGUCCAUCAUAUGUCUCAUCAGACCAUAGGGAGAUGAGGAGAAAGGAAGGAGCAGAAGAUAAAAGGAGGAAGGAGAACACAGAGGAGAGGACAGAGAGGGAGGCAAGCCGUAGCUCCAUCGAGGAGGAGGCUCCUACAGCAGCAAACGACUCCCUGUGCAGUGACAGCAUCCCCUCUGCAUUGGAUGAGAAAGAUAGUACAUCAGUGGCGACAGAGUACUCUCUGAAGUUUGAUGAGUCCAUGACAGAGGACGAGAUAGAAGAGCGCUCUUUCCGCUCUCUGCUGCCGUCUGAGGCACACCGCCGUGGCACUUUAGAGAAAAAAUCCCGCCCACAUGAGGAAUCAGAGGACGAGACAGCCAAUCACAACAGGACAUUGAUCUCAGCGGCAUGUAACAGCUCCAAGCCACAGGAUGUGAGCAUGGCUUUCUCUGGUGGCCAGGACAGUUUCUCCCAGUUCACCAUGGACAUGGUUCGUCAGUACAUGAAGGAUGAGGAGGUGAGGCUGCAGCACCAGAGCUCUCUGCUGUGUCUCCGUCAGAAGGCCUUGAAGGAGAAGACCAAGACUGAGCUGGCCUGGCUGGAGCAUCAGAAGAAGACGCUGAGAGACAAGGGGGAGGAUGACAAGAUGCCACCCAUCAGGAAGAAGCAGAGAGGCCUGCUGAUGAAACUACAGCAGGAACAGGCUGAGAUCAAGCGUCUUCAGGAGGCCAACAAAGCAGCAAGAAAGGAGAGGCAGCUGUUGCUGAAGCAGCAGGAAGAGAUUGAGAGGAUGAGGAGCUCUACGCUCAGACUCAAGGAGCGUCUCAAGUGUGCUGGAGGGGAAGCACCACCUGAGACUCCCAUGUCACAAACCCCAGUGUCUGAGGCAGCCUCCCCUAGCAUGAGGAUUGCAGAUGUGGACGUCCGCAGCCCCUCUCCCCUCUCUCCAUCUCUGGGAGUGAGACCAGCAGCAUCAUGCAGAAGCUCAAGAGAUGCGCUCUCAAUGGAUGAGAAACACUGUUCUCCUGUCCACUACUUCUUCUCUGUGUUUACGGCCCACCACUGGGCUUCCCUCAGUGUCUGUCUCCCCAACCUCCACCCCAAAUUCCAGCUCUUUAUCUACAACCAGUUGGUCAGGUUCUUGACUAAGCGGGAGCAGCAGCUGGUGCAGAGGCGUCGCCAUGCUGAGGAGCUGCUGGAGUGGAAACAGCGACUGGACCAGGAGGAAGCCGAGGUCCGAAGAAUGGAGAAGGAGGCCCUGUCUGUCUGGAAGCGGCAGACGCCACGGGACAAGGACCAUGACCCCUCAGAGAGUCAAGAAAAGGAGAUCUCUGACAUUAGCCCGAGCUCCAGUCGUCACCGAAGCCAAGAGCACAGGACUGACAGCGAAAAAGAAUGUGUUAGCGAAGGUGACUACUCAUCACUGACAACAGAGUCAAGUAUACACACAGAGAGGUCAGGGUCACAGGCACCGGAAAGUCCAUCCUCUGUGCCACCUACCUCGGUCCCUGAAUCACCGCUGGCCUCUGUCCAGAGCAGCCCUGCCAACUACACCCACGACUUCACCUCGGGUUCUCCAUCAGCCAGCACGCAAUCUCCUCCAGCCAAAGGCAGCUUUAGCACUGCUGCCUCUCAGUCAGAUGGCAACAGCAGCAAAACCAAGAUGCAGCUCCGCUCUGCUUCCCAGACCCCCAGCCAGAUACCAAGUCAGCCCUGCACUCAGCCCACUGACACCCCCAUGGCCACACAGACUGAACCCAUGUCUGACCAGAGCGACAUAGAGAGCCGUAUUAAGGCCCUGAAGGAAGAACUCAGGAAACGCAAGUUUAUGGCCUACCAGCUGAAGAAAGAACAGAAGAAGAGGCACAAGGAGCGCCUGAAGGCACAGGAGGCCAGCCUACUGAAGCAGCUGGAGUCUUAUAAUGACUUCAUCCAGAAAACUAAGGCAGAACUGAACAAGGAGCCAGACUCAACACUUGAUGCUAAGCCCCAGGUCCAAACUCCCAUGUCAGCUUCAGACAAAUCCAGUGUCAAGCCACCUCCUUCGCACAGGUCUGAAACCAGCAACAUCUUCAAGAUUGUCUUAGAUGCAGAGAGGACACACACUGACUCUCCAUUAGACCACGAAAACCUUACUCCGUGUGGUCAUAGUAGAUCCACCUCAGUGCCUCAAGAAUUGUCUGAUGAGGACCCACCAACAGUCACUCCAACCCCAGUACAUGGCAGCCCAGAUCGCCCUACCUCAGGCCUGAGGGGCUUGCUCUCUCCAGAGGAUCUUUCCUGGCCUGCUUCUAAGGAUGACCAGUCACAAGUCACUAACUCUGGGAAUAAGAACAUUUUGUCUAAUCAUAGGUCAGAUAUUCAUGAGGACUUAGAAGUAGAAGUGAGUUUCAAGUCUGAGGAUCAACAUUCUGAAUGUCUUCUGAAACUAGAACAGGAAGAAAGGCUCAGCUCACAGCAGAAACUGUCUAUAUCUAAACAUGAUGCCACCUCCAUUAAUGAAGAACACCGAAUUUCUCCAUCUGUUAGCUUGGAAGAUAAGCAAAUGAUGACAAAGGAAUCAUCUGAGGCAGAAAAAGGAAUCAAAUCUACAAUUUCCCACUCUAGCAAAUCACAUUUGGCUGCUAUUGAACCUAAAGGUUCAGCACAUCCAAGCUACAGUUCCUCCUCCCAUGACCACUCCUGUACCCCUGAAUUAGUUAGCCUCUCUUCAAAAAUGGAGGCACCUGUAAAGGAUGCAGAGGCAUCGCCUCUCUCAGGAGAUGGCUACCAUGAUGACUUUGAGUCAUCAGUGGAGUCAUCACCCAGGGAGGACCAUCAUAGCUCUAAACUUGUCUCUCUAGCCUCACCUUCCCCUACAGAGGAUACCAGAAAGUCACUACAUAAGAGCCAAGAUGAAGAGGAGGUGGAGGAGGACAUUUCUGAAGAACUGAGUCAACAUUCUGCAACAAAUGGAGAUAGCCAUCACUCUGGAAGACUGCUAGACCUCCACAUCCAAACCAGAGACUGUAAAGAUGACACCAAGGACAACAUUGUCAACUCCGGCCACUCACCAACCAUUUCUCCCUCUCAGACCCCUCCAUCUCCCGUUAUUGAUGAGAUGCCAAGCUUUAACAUUGGAGACCGGGUUCUCGUGAGCAAUGUUCAGCCUGGCACCCUGAGGUUCAAAGGUCCAACCAAAUUUGCCAAUGGCUUCUGGGCAGGUGUGGAGUUGGAUAAGUCUGAAGGGAGCAACAAUGGCACCUAUGAUGGGGUGGUAUACUUUGAAUGUGAGGAGCGUCAUGGUAUCUUUGCUCCUCCUGACAAGAUUACAUACCUCCCAGAGAAGUUUGAGAUCUUCACAGACACUACAGAGGAUGAGGACUCAUUCUUCGACGACUUGCCAGAUAAAGAUAGGAGCAGACAUGAAAUUGAUGAAAGCCAAUCACAAAAACAAAGAAAUCUGAAGAGUAAAGGAGAGGAAACAUCUCAUAAGCAAUGUGAGUCCGGAGAUAAAGAGCUUCGUGAUGAGCUUGACCAUCCAGAUCAACACCAGAAGAGCCAGACCUCUCUAAGGGAAAACUCCCAUCUUAAUUCACAUAACAAAGAAUUUGAGCAUCCAGUUCCCAAUGGCAGCAACAGAGAAAUCAUCUUGGAGUUUGAAGAUGCACCAGCCACUCUCCUCAUCUCUGACAUGGACAAGAUGGGCCUUGACAAGCAGAACUUGAAGGAAAUUACUACCCUCAUUGAGAAGAAAGACCCAGACUCUCACCUCAAGCAUGUCACUCCUGCUGAUCUCAGGGAUGUCAAGAGUACUGAGGAAGAACACAAGGGCAGAGACUCACUGGGCGCCUUUGCUGAUGAGCUACUCAACAACUUUGUGAAAGAUGCUGUAGAACAGUUCACUCAUAUGAAAAAGGCCAAAGAGCAGAAGAUAAAAGCUGCCAACCAGAUGAAUGGAGAUCUGUUUAGCAAAACUCAUGAGGAAAAGGAGUGGGUCUCCUCAGUGAAACAGAAGGACAGUCUGCCCUUCUUUCUUGAAAAGGAAGGGGAAAAGGAGGAGUUGUCAUCUCCAGAGCUGUGCAACCGGCCAGAGAGUCCUGUUUUGGGGGCCAGCGGUCAAGAGGAGCUUGCCAAGCGUCUAGCAGAGCUGGAGCUGAGCCGUGAGCUGCUUGACGAGCUGGGUGACGAACAAGACUGGUUUGAUGAGGACUUUGGCCUCAGUUCUCGUAGGGAGCAACAGAGACUCAAACAGGUAGAGGAGGCGGCAAAACUUGGAGGAGGAAGGUCUGGCUCAUCAGCAGCAGCAGCAGCCAUGGGUGGGCUUGUCACGGCGCCAGGUGGGGAACAGCAGGUCAAGACCCCACCCAGGCCUGAGCUACCUCUUCCCCUUCCUCCUAAGCUACCUGAGCAGCCGGCCAUGGUGGUGCCCCACUCAGCCACAGAGGUAGAGAAGCUGGUCCAUUUUGCCACCAAGGAGAUUUGGGAGAGCUGUAAGCUGGGACAGGACAGCUUGAUGAGCCUUGCAGGGACACCCAUCCCCAAGCCGUCCCAGGAGUAUCUUGGCAAAGAGGCCAACAGCCAGGACCAGGAGGCCCUCUGCAUCCGCAGCUACAGGCAGGCUGUGUAUGACCUAACGUGGGAAAUCCUCCAGGAGAUCUAUGCUGAAGACCCCAAUGCCCAUCAGCCUCAGUGGGUCAAACCACGGCGAGUCAACUCCUCCGCUUUCCACAGAGUGAAGGCACCUGGAGACAUCACCAAAAUCCAGGAAUUCAUCACAACAGAAGUGCUGAAACUGUAUGGCCUGACAAAAGAUCAGAACCAGAAGAUGGACUGGCAGAAGAUGCUCAAAUUUGGCAGGAAGAAGCGGGACAGAGUGGAUCAUAUACUGGUUCAGGAGCUCCAUGAGGAGGAGGCUCAGUGGAUCAACUACGACGAGGAUGAGCUGUUCGUCAAGAUGCAGCUGGCAGACAGCGUUUUUGAUGCAUUGCUGAAGGACACUGCAAACGUUCUGACACAAAUCUGUGACAAGAGGGCCAAAAGAGCUGCCCUCUCCUGAGAGCUUUUCAGCUUGGAUUGUUAACUGUAACCUCUAACUCAAUCCCAGUUGUUCCUCAUCUCAGUGACCUCCAGACGACGACUCCAGACAACCUAAAGCCGCUUGGUCUUCCAAUUGCUGAUGUGCCAACAGCAACCUUCUGAUGCCUUCAGUCCCAACCAUUACCUCUCAGCUUUACAGCUCCUUAUUAAAUAUUUUCUGUGAUGAGGUCAUUGUAGGAUUUGCUGAAGUUGCUACAGCUGUUAGCAGAUGGACAGUGACAGUGUAAUCUGUCGUACACACAACACACCUCUUGAUCAAUCCAGCCUUCUUAAACCUUAAUAUUGUCUUGUUUCAAGUCUUCCCUCCUGAACUGGUUCCUUUGUAAUUGCCAGUUUCAGAGUGAGUAGAUUUUUUGACAGAAUGGACUGUACCGCUUUUUAGCAUUAAUGGUCCAUCAAUGCUGCUAAGUUGAUUCCUCCAUAGUGGACUGCAUUGUAAUGUUCACUUGGAGCAAAAGUAAGUUAUAUUUUGUAUUGGAUCUUUAAGGAGCUAUAUAUGGAUUUUAAAAACAUGGAAAUUGAACAGCAGAUAAAAGUAUAUGAGAGCAUUAUUGAGAUCAGGAAUUACUAUUAAACAUUUUGCCUCCUAAAUUGUAAUAUUUAUUACUGAAAAAUGUUUGAUUAGAGGGGAAAGGAACUUGAAUUUGAAACUGUAAGUUAUCUUAUUAACAUAGAAAAGAGUUGAUAAUUUUAAGAUUUUGUAAAGCAAAACUAAUGAAAUUAUUAAAGCACAAUGGAAAUGUGAAUGUGGACAUGGCAAUACAUUGUAUAGGAGGUUUAAGGAAUGUAAUUGAAACCAGACAAGAACAUGCAAAGAAACUAUUUUUAUUUAAUAUUUAAAUAUUGCAGUAUUAGUAAUUAAUCAAAACUGUUCUGUGUGACUUUGUUCUCGCCCACAAUUGUCCAGUUGGUCAUCACUACAAAGGCUGUAGGCUCUACUUAACUAGUUGUAGAAUAAUUUAAUAGAACAGUGCUGACAUGCUGGAUUUGAGCCUUACAAAUACACACCGCCAGACAGUAAAGAAACUAGACACCCAAGGUCCAUUUAUUUUCUCUAGCCGGUAAAAUAUUGGCUAAAGUUGCCAAUGGUUGUCAAGUUUCUUCAUUUGUUGCAGUGCGGUAAAAGUUGCUGUAUCUGAACUUUAAAAUUGCCCAUAAACCUGUAAGCCAGUCACAUAUUGACAUUUCUGUCUAUUCAGUCUGUUGCUGCAACACAGCGAGCAGUCGGCUUGUUCAAAUAGGCCAUCAGAAUGUAGCAAGGUGAUGUGAUUGCUCGCAUUCAGAAUGCAGUUAGUCUUUCAUUCGGUUAAAGUGCCUCUUUAAGUUUAGCUGUCUGUUUAUAACGAACUUUGUUGAUGUCUCAACUUCUUCUGGACCUAUUUUCUUUGAAUGUUUCUCAACUGAUGUGUACUACCAUUGUGUAAUUGAUGCUUUAGGACAACUCUUUCCUCUAACUGAUCCACAGCUGUUUCAGUUUCUGCCUUACCAUUUUCCUGGUCCUCUAUUCAGCCUGAGGAACUGUUUGCUAUGCUGAUAGUUUCAGAACCACUGACUCACUCUAAACGUUAGCUGCUUCUUAUCCGCGUCAUCUCUGCCUCUGUGCAUUUAGACACAGUUGAUUAAUGUUAUUGAUAAACUGUAUCAGGAACUAGCUUGUGCUCACUCCAUUACACACGUACACAUUGGCUCAGGUCAGCUGACUCGGGCAGUUUGAGUCAUAGACUGAUAUGGCCGAACACCUGGAACAGUCAAUGCCCAAGAGUUUACUUAAGUCCUCAUUGUCUUCACUACUUAAAUCCAAGAAUAAUAAUAAUUAUAAUAAUACUGUGUGUACAAACUCAUAUUGGCAUGUGAAACAACGCCUGAUACUCAGUACUGUCUGUUUUAGCAAAAGUGACCUUAAAUUGGUGGGAAUGAAAGACUCAUUGCAUAUUAAGUACUUUUCCUCCCACUGGUGUUUGUUUUAAUAGUGGCUAAGGUGUAUAUCUAAACUGUAAACUAUGUAAUGUAAAACCUUGUCUGUAAAUGUACCUUUUGAUACUUAUCUCCAUGCUGUAUGACUCAGUGUCUGGUCUGUAGGCAUAUGUAACUGUAAUGGUGACAUGAAUAGUACCUAAGAAACAUUUCCCUCAUGGCUUUAUUGUAAACCCUCUAGGAUUGUCCUCUUGAGUUGAUUGUAUGUGGGAGGAAGUUAAUUUCCCAUUUGUAACUAUGCAGUAUUUGGUCAUAUACAUUAUUUUAUAUGUAUGGGCCAAACAGCUUAGACUGUUGAUGUAGUUUGUGAAUAAGAUUAGACUAAGAGAAUUUUAAAUGAAGCUUGAAGCUGUUUGUUUGUCCCAUCCACUGGUCUGAGGUCAGUUUUCUUCACAGACCUUUAUCUUAAAUAAAGAAGGAUCUUGAGCAGCUUCACCUUCAACCUUAAAAGAUUGUGUAGUUUGAUCCCUGUGAUUAAAAAAAAUAUAUAAAAAAUAGGCACAAAUGACUUGAUAAUCAAUUUAACCCAGUUAGACUAGAAAUCCCUUCUCAUCUUUUGAAAUGUUUAGGAAUAUUUAUAAUAAUGUGCUGUGAGUGUGCGCGAAGUGCACUUGAAGACUUGUACAAUUAUUUUACGGGUGUAAAUAUAUUUCGACUGUCUCCUGUCUGUCUGUCCGAUCUGAUUCACUGUUCACUGUAGCCUGAACGAUUGUUGUAAAAUAAACACUGUUCCCUUUGCAAAUGUGUACAUAGUAUAUAUUUGUUAACUGAAAUGAACUUUGAGAUUGUAAAUAAAGCUUUCAUUAUUCCUGAAUCUAAA
Messenger RNA from Myripristis murdjan (pinecone soldierfish), 13017 nucleotides. RefSeq names its product centrosomal protein 350 (gene cep350). The coding region runs from base 370 to 10182 and encodes 3270 amino acids. Gene Ontology annotation, biological process: microtubule anchoring. Gene Ontology annotation, cellular component: centrosome. The record is from RefSeq and is a predicted model, not a curated record. Gene Ontology annotation, molecular function: microtubule binding. NCBI's taxonomy places the organism in Eukaryota, Metazoa, Chordata, Actinopteri, Holocentriformes, Holocentridae. The transcript has 38 exons.